Messenger RNA from Micropterus dolomieu (smallmouth bass), 1068 nucleotides. RefSeq names its product Wnt-activated inhibitory factor 2 (gene tpbgl). The record is from RefSeq and is a predicted model, not a curated record. The coding region runs from base 7 to 1068 and encodes 353 amino acids. Gene Ontology annotation, cellular component: plasma membrane. The transcript has a single exon. Lineage: Eukaryota; Metazoa; Chordata; Actinopteri; Centrarchiformes; Centrarchidae. Gene Ontology annotation, biological process: negative regulation of canonical Wnt signaling pathway. Gene Ontology annotation, molecular function: protein binding.
GAAAAGAUGUGGAUAUUUUCCAGUGCCGACAAUUCAAAGUGUCCCUUUUUUAUUUGGAAUCAGUGGUGUUUGUAUUACGCAGCGGUGGUGUGUUUGUUGUUCUCGCAUGUCAAGACUGAUGAUGUUUGCCCGCCGACCUGCAUCUGUGCCAGAGACUCAGGAACAGUGACUUGCCGUGAUGGGGAGGACACUGAGGUACCAGGAGACAUACCGGAGUGGACGUCCACCUUGAUACUCAAGGGGAGAAACAUCUCAACUUUACACCGUGGUGCGUUCAUGGUCAACGGCACGGAGAUGGAAAUUACGAUACUGUCGCUGUCCUACAACGGGAUACAGACUAUUGAACCUUAUGCCUUCCUGGGUCUCCCCCGAUUGCAUUUGCUGGAUCUGAGCCACAAUCAAUUGGAGUCUAUCUCAGCCAGGGCUUUCCACGGGUUACUAGAGUUGCGAUCUCUUUACCUAAAUUAUUCUUUCUUGCCUUCGGCCACGGCGCAGCUCUCCAAUGCGCUCACCACACAAAGUUUGCGCAACCUCCACAGACUGGAGUUGGCGGGAAACAGGCUGAAGUCUAUACCCCUGGAGAGAUUAGACAUCUAUAAUCUCCACGCAUUAGUGCUGAUAAAUAACUCAAUAGAGAACAUCGGGGGUGCAAACAUAUCAGAGUUGUACCAGCAAAGGCGCAUACGCGUCUACUUGUCUUUAAACCCGUUUCGGUGCAACUGCGAGCUGGAGGCGUUUUACUACUGGUUAAAGAAUUCAUCCAUGUGCCCGGAUUCAGGGCGUCUCUUGUGCAGGGAGCCGGAGGCAAAGAGAGGGAUUCCCGUGGAGAUGCUGCGGGGAGAGGACGUGGAUUGUGUAAACGAGAACCUUGAGGCGGUUUCAUAUGUGUUCCUCGGUAUUGUGUUGGCUCUGAUAGGGGUGGUGUUUCUUAUGGUGCUGUAUCUCAACCGUAGAGGCAUCAAACGGUGGCUCAACAACAUCAGAGAGGCGUGCCGAGACCAGAUGGAGGUCUACCAUUACCGCUAUGAGCAGGACUCAGACCCGAGACUGGCCAACGUGGCUGUUUAA